Messenger RNA from Papilio xuthus (Asian swallowtail), 2309 nucleotides. RefSeq names its product integrin beta-PS-like. The coding region runs from base 23 to 2296 and encodes 757 amino acids. Gene Ontology annotation, molecular function: integrin binding. Gene Ontology annotation, cellular component: integrin complex; cell surface; focal adhesion. Gene Ontology annotation, biological process: cell migration; cell-cell adhesion; cell-matrix adhesion. NCBI's taxonomy places the organism in Eukaryota, Metazoa, Arthropoda, Insecta, Lepidoptera, Papilionidae. The transcript has 8 exons. The record is from RefSeq and is a predicted model, not a curated record.
AAGUAGUGCAAAGUUAAAUAAAAUGUAUUUUAAAACAGUAUUUACUUUGAUAUUAUAUAUUAUAUUCAUUUCUACAGUUUAUACUUUAGAUUUAUGUGAAAAUCACAAGAGUUGUGACAUAUGCAUUAGAGAUUCAAAUAACUGUGUUUGGUGUGCUGAGGACAACUGGAAAGGUUAUCGUUGCAAAUCUGUUUUCACUGAGGAUUGGUGUCCGAAUAAUAGAAUAAAUCCAACAAGCUCUAUAAUUGUAAUCGAGGAUAAAUCAUUCAGUUCAGAUCUUGGUAAAACUGUACAAAUAAGACCGCAGCAAUACAACGUCGAUUUGAGAAUUGGACAAAAGAUCAAUUUUGAUUUCUCUUACGACGCAGCUAAGAAUUAUCCUGUUGAUAUAUAUUUUUUAAUAGAUGUUUCUAAUUCUAUGUACGAAAUAAAAAGAAGAGUGGCUGAUCAAAGUAAACGGAUAUUCAUGACAUUAAGCAAUCUAACGAACAAUGUUUAUUUAGGUCUAGGUACAUUUGUUGAGAAGAAUGUAUUACCUUUCACAUCAGAAAUCAAUAGUAAUGAAACCGCAUAUUCAUUUAGACAUCAAGUAAAGUUAACUGAAAGCUAUGAUAAUUUUAAAACGGUAUUGUCGAAAACACCUUUGAGAAAAAAUUAUGACGAACCAGAAAGUGCAUUGGACGCGCUCGCUCAAGUGAUGGCGUGCAAAGAAGAAAUCGGUUGGAGGACACAGUCUAGAAAAAUUGUAGUACUAUUAACAGAUGCAUCAUACCACGUGGCUGGAGAUGGCAAAGCUGGUGGCAUUAUAAAGCCAUACGAUGGAAAAUGUUAUACCAAAAAUGGUGUUUAUUUAAACGAAGCAAAAAUGGAUUAUCCAUCUGUAGGUAUUAUAAACAAAUUAGCAAGAGAUGAACAAAUCAUAGUUGUGUUUGCUGUCGAAUCAAAAGUACAGAACCGUUACACUAAGUUAAGUCAUGCUCUACGUCAUUCAUUUAGUACUACAUACGACAGUAGUGAUAUGGAUGAAAUCUUAAAGAAUAUCUAUGAGGAAAUAACACAAAAGAUAAAAUUGGAAGUAAAAUCAGAAUAUAUUAAAAAAUUGGAUAUCACUUUUAAACCAGAUUGUUUCACGUCAGAAGAAAAUGAAUGUAACGUAAAGAAAGGUGAACAAAUCAAUUUUACGGGAACGAUUAAACUUUUAGAUCAAGUACCAUCAAGAAAAUUUACAAUUGAUGUUUUAAUUGGAGGCAUCAAGGAGAAAUUAACACUUAACAUGAAUGUCAUUAACAAAUGUAACUGUCCAACUGUUGAGAAUUCGACAGACUGUAGCUCUUUUGGUAAUCGGAGAUGUGGAAUAUGUGAAUGUUAUCCUGGCAGGUACGGUGGAGAAUGCGAAUGUACAGCGACAAGCACUGGCCGCCGCUCUGACAAUACGACCUGCAUCGCGCCGGGUGACACUAACACCUGCAGCGGCCACGGUUUCUGUCACUGUGGAACCUGCAAUUGCAGAGAUGGGUACAAUGGACGGUUCUGUGAAUGCAAUGUAAACAGUUGCAAAAUGGACGCGAGCGGUGCCCCGUGCAGCGGGCAUGGGCUCUGUGUUUGCGGCGUUUGCACUUGUACCUCAGCCGACUGGAUUGGCUCCGACUGCAGCUGCUACAAGCCAAAUACACCAUGCCUUGUCGACGGCAAAGUGUGCAACAAUCGUGGUAAUUGUGAAUGCGGCUCAUGUACGUGCCAGGCGUUGGAGGUAUGGGAUGCGAGAUGGUACCAGGACAAACGCUGCAGCAUAAUACCCUGUGCCGACUGCCACAACCGACAAUGCGAUUUAUUGAGAAGUUGCGCGCGAUGCCAUCACACCGGUGGAGAAUGUUCACAAUGCCAUAGCAAAAUCAGAAUUAAUGUAACACAUACGCUAAACGAUUACAACAUAAACGAUACUAAUUGGAAUAUUUGCUAUUUUGAUACCAAGAACAUGUGUUACUCCCGUUUUAUGUACAGAUACGACAACAAUGACUACAGCAUUGAAAUUGUAGUGCAGACCGACAGUGAUUGUGCUAAAAGCUAUUAUAUGUAUGGCGGUAUAUUUUUAAUAACUCUCAUCGUGAUCGGCAUUGUCACACUGGUCGCUUGGAAACUGUUAGUGGAUGCAAGAGACAAACAAGAGUAUAUACGCUUUAAGAAACAACAAGAAGAGGAUAUGUCUGAGACAUGUGUAAACCCUAGCUUCAGGCCACCCACGAUGACAUUCAAUAAUCCCGCAUUCAGGAGAGGAUCACUAUUUCGUAAUAAUUAAAUAAAUAAACAGA